This is a messenger RNA of Eublepharis macularius, 957 nucleotides long. Its product is annotated as olfactory receptor 14A16-like. The record is from RefSeq and is a predicted model, not a curated record. The coding region runs from base 7 to 957 and encodes 316 amino acids. The transcript has a single exon. Gene Ontology annotation, biological process: G protein-coupled receptor signaling pathway. Lineage: Eukaryota; Metazoa; Chordata; Lepidosauria; Squamata; Eublepharidae. Gene Ontology annotation, cellular component: membrane. Gene Ontology annotation, molecular function: olfactory receptor activity; G protein-coupled receptor activity; odorant binding.
AAACAAAUGGCUAAUGAAACAUCCAUCUCAGAGUUCCUGCUCCUUGAAUUCGCAGUGAUACGAGAACUGCAGAUCCUUCACUUUUUUUUAUUCCUGACCUUGUACCUGGCAACUAUCACAGGGAAUCUUCUCAUCAUUUCUGCAGUGGCUUUUGACCACCGCCUGCACACACCCAUGUAUUUCAUUCUCAUGAACUUGGCCAUACAGGACCUUGGCUCAGUUUCAGUCAUUAUCCCCAAGUCCAUGGUCAAUUCCCUUAUGAAUACCAGAGACAUUUCUUACUCUGGAUGUGUUGUUCAAGUUUUCUUUUUUGUGUUCUUUGUAGGAUCUGAUUUUUUUCUCCUCACUGUCAUGGCAUAUGACCGGUAUGUCGCCAUUUGCAAUCCUUUACAAUAUGAAAUGGUGAUGAACAGGCAUGCUUGUACCCAGAUGGUUGUAAUAGUAUGGAUCACUGGACUUCUUUACGGUGCCCUGCACACUAGUGGCACCUUUGCCACUACUUUCUGCUCCAAUAUUGUCAAUCAGUUCUACUGUGAAAUACCACAGCUGCUUAGAAUUGCCUGCUCUGACUCAUAUCUAACUGAAGUUAGUGCUCUCGCAGUCAGUGUAAUUCUGGAAUUUGGUUGCUUUGUCUUCAUCAUUGUAACUUAUGUAUUGAUCUUUUCUACAGUGCUGAGAAUGCCUUCUGUCCAGGGACGGCAAAAGGCCUUCUCCACUUGUUUUCCGCAUCUUAUUGUUUUCUCUACCUUUAUAGUUACUGGGUGGUUUGCUUAUCUGAGGCCUCCUUCUAAAGCACCAUCUGAUCUGGAUAUGGCAUUAACUGUGAUCUAUACUUUUGUUCCACCUAUGUUUAAUCCCAUUAUUUAUAGCAUGCGGAACAAGGAGAUCAAACUUGCCCUUUCAAAACUGUUUGUUCAGUUGUGCUCUUCUGAGAAAAUAUCUAGUUUUUUUGCCUAA